Messenger RNA from Trichoderma atroviride IMI 206040, 6558 nucleotides. The record is from RefSeq and is a predicted model, not a curated record. Lineage: Eukaryota; Fungi; Ascomycota; Sordariomycetes; Hypocreales; Hypocreaceae.
AUGUACGUACCGCGCUGGAAUCAUCUACUCUACCCACCAGGUAACGGUGCAUUGUCGAUGGCCACGGUUGGCGCCGCGCCCGUCGUCAUCAGAAGCGAGGAUAGAGUUCUGCAAGCACCGGACUGGGGCAUCCUACUCACGCUGACAACUGUUUUAGGACGUCCAGGUAGAGAUCUGUUCGGAGACCAGAUGCGCAGAGAGCCGCCGCGCGGUCCCAAGGCCCUUAUAGAUGCGCCUGUCGGGCCGAGAGGAGGCGGAUUUGGCGGCGACUUUAGAGGCGGAAGAGGGCGCGGCAGAGGAAGAGGAUGGGGAGGACGAGACGAUAGCCGUGAUCGAGGGAGAGAUCGAGAUGUCGACUUUCGAGACCGCUAUCGAGACGAGAGAAGCCGAGAACGUGACCGGGAGCGAGAUAGAGACUGGCGCGACUCGAGAGACUUUAGGCUGCGCAGAUCGCCAAUCGGGAGAGCUCGAUCACCAACGCGAGAUGGGCGAGAUUUUCGGGAUCGUGAUCGGGAUAUACCUCCAGGUCUAGAUGCAGACAGAUCUCGACGUGGCUCCCGUGAUGGUGGCCCCCCAUCGGCAGGCUCUUCAACAUCAGAGCCUCCAUUUGGCGUGUUGCCAUUCCCUCGAGGAGGUGGAUUCCGUGGACGAGGAAGAGGUGGAAGAGGAGAUUGGGGUAUGGAAAGAGGUCGUGGCCGAGUCCCCUACGACGAUCGCGGCGACCGCUACAUGCGCAGCCGCUCUCAGGAAGGGCGCUGGGCUCGUGAGCGUGACGAGCGCGAGCGGAACGAUAGGCAUCCUGAUGCUGAUGUGCGCCGUGACCUUCACAUCGAUAGAGACCGAGGAGACCUUUUCCGCCCGAAGAUGGCAGCCCAAGAAUCUGCCGCGCAGGUCAAAGACGUCUCACCUCUUCAUGUGACACCUUCGGCCCCGGCAUUCGAGCCUGCGCCAAAUCGGGCUCCGGCUACGGGUACAGUUUCGGGUGUUGGUGGCGAGGUGCAGGCGGCGCAGACGCAGACGCAGACACAGACGCAGACGCAGACACAGACGCAGACGCAGGCUGCCCCUAGCAUAAUUACAGCCAAACCGCCACCAACGGCCCCACGGGCAUUUGGAGAACGUCCAGUUUCUGCAGGGCAGGCCUCCACAGCACCAGCUUCUUCAGCCCCUGAGAUUCCACUGCCUCCCACUGGGCCAUCGAAAAUCGGCGCACCUCACGACAGUCCCCCAAGAGGGACACCUGUAGGUCCCCGGCUUCAACAACAGCCCAAGGUUACCCGCCCCUCUAGCAAACAAUGGAUCAACCCAAGCUUGAAGAAGCCGCCGCCACCGCCAGAAUCACCAAAGGUGGCGAGAUCGCAAAGCUUUGCUCAGCAGCGGCCUAUCCCAUUACAACGAGACAUCUCUCAAGUCGAACCGUCCGAACCUAGGCGACCGCGUAGUAGCGAUGCAAAGUCGGACUCUUACUCCGGGCUAGAUAGUAGACUGCGAGCCCAUCACAGCGAAGAACCGGGCGAGAUAAUCACAAGGACCGAAGACGAAAAGCCGAGCGACAUUGACGCAAAAGCCGAGCCUGAGAAGCCUGAGACUGAGAGAAUGGAAUCAGUUGAUUACGAGCCACCUGAAUCAAUGGAACUGGAGGUCAAGCCUUUGGAUAACUUGGAGCAACUUGCUGUCCCUUCUACUACUUCCCCGAAGCAGGAAACGCUUCCUAAGCAAGACUCACCUCCUAAAGCUCAGGAGAAUGAGACGAUUGAGGAUACGAAACCUUCUGCGGAAGCAGCCACGGAACAACAACAACAUAGACGACUCAAAGUGCGCGCCGUCCGGUUCGCUCUGCCUCCAAAGAAAACUGCGCAAGAGGAACCUCCUGAAUCUGAUGAUGAAGACAUGGGCGAUUAUUUCGACAUGGAAAUCAACAAGACUGAAGCUGAAUUGAACAAAUUGCAAAGACCAAAGACACCAGUUGAAGUUAUUAGGCGCUUUAUGAGUUUAUCUCAUGGAGCAAUGGUACAGAUACUCAAUGAGGGAGAGGGACUCUCUGAGAUGCUAGGCGAUAUACCAGAGAACCACGAGCCGGAGAGCAAAAAAAUGGAAGUGGAACCCGCUGUACAAACAGAAGAAGCGCCUGCUGUUCCCGACGAACCUCUUCCCUCAAAGGAGAUUGAGGAAAUCAAUCACGAAAAGGAGCCCGUCAGUGACCAUGACCGACUUGAAAAAGACACGGUUGAGGAAGAUAAAGAGAAACCUGAAAUUGCAACAGCCACACAAGAGGUAGAGGAUCUCCAGCCAAAAGCCGAAGAAAUGGACAUCGAUAACGAACCUACAAUUCCGCCUCCCGAGCCUAAAGAUGUUCCUGAGCCUGUAGCCGAAAUUACAGCAGAUGAGUCUACUAUGAAAGAGGACAAAGAAGUUGAGACCGAACCGAUCAACGAACAGGCUCCAGCACCUAUCGAAGAGGUUAUCAGUCCGGCGAAACCAGCUGAAGUAGAGCCCAAAGCUCCAAGCACCCCAUCUCAAAUACCAGAUGAGGAUGAUGAGACUGAAACUGAAGACGAGGCUUAUAUGGAGGCUCAAGCUGUCGCGGCCGCUGAGACAGUCCGUCGAUAUAUGUCAACGCCACCCAUCGAUAGUCUUCCUGACUUUCAAGGUCCAGUGUGGUAUCAAGAUAAAGAGUUUUUGGCAUCGCUGGACUCAGAUCCAAUCAUUGACGAUUUUGUUGCUGAGCAUCUUGCAAAAAUCCACUUUGAUAGAUCGGCUGAGCAACGGCACGCGCAACAGAUCUAUGCAGACAACUACAUGCAGUACUUGAAGUACACCUUGUCUGAUGAUCCUGUGGCGACAAAAAGCCGAGACAAAUUUUCUGUUGCAGCCCCCUCUGAGACUACAGGUACUGUGACACCUGAGCAUAAGCCAGAAGGGAGGGGUACAGGUAGGAGAUUCGCCACCGAACGCGAUCUCGAACGUGUGCUUCAGGCGUCCAUGCGAGAAGACGAAGAGAGAAAAGAGCGAGAAUUGCGAAUCCAGCAGGAGAAAUAUCGCAGCGAUAAGGAGGCUGUUAUUCCAGACAUGUACUGGGACGAUCUGGAGAAGCAACAGGUUCAGUAUAUCGAUCGAUCAGGGUAUACGCCUCUAGAUAGGCUUGUUUCAGCAUGGCACAUACUCCCUCCCUCUAACAAUUUCACUGCAGAGGAGGCACAGCUCUUUGAGAAGCGUUACCUAGAGCUUCCCAAGCAAUGGGGCAAGAUCGCAGAGGUUCUUCCAAACCGCGACUUCCACUCCUGCAUUCAGUACUACUACCUGAUGAAGGGAGAGCUAAAUCUUAAGGAGAAGCUGAAGAAGCAACCCAAGAGGCGUAAGAAGGGUGGGCGAGGCAAGCAGAGGUCCAGCGCUCUGGUUUCGGAGCUCGGCAACGGCGAGCCUGAAGCCGAGGAAACGCCCCAGGAAAAUGGAGAGAAUGGAGAAAGGCGAAGGCCACGAAGAGCUGCCGCUCCCACAUGGGGGUUCGAGCAACCUACGACGGACGGCGAGAGCACUCCUGCUGCUACUCCAGGGCGACGCGGGGCAUCUGCUGCUGCCAAGGGCGACCAGCCGGAAAAGGUAGACGGCCGGAAAAGGAGAAAGCCAAGAGACAAGGACAAGGACAAGGACAAGGACAAAGAGAAGGACAAAGACGCCAAAGCAUCCAAGCCAAACCAAGUUCUCGCGGCAGCGCCCGGCCCCAGCUCCGGGACAGGAAAGGGAAGAGGCCGAGCCGAAGCCCGCCCAGUGGCCGCAGAAUUCCUGCCAGCUCCUCACCCGCUCUCCGACCCUCAUCGUUUGCCGGUACAGUUUGAACAACCGCUGCCCGCAGGUAUCCAACCGCCAUUUGUUGUGCCACAGCCGCAACUAAUGGACAGACCGAAGCCUGCCGUUACUUCCAUCAACGAAGUUAUGGCGGCUCCAUCGCUUCGGCCUGAACCGCCCCCACCCCCUCCAUCCUCUAUUACUACUUUCAACUUGCAGCAGCCCAUUCCUGAACGAAAGGCAAUGUCACAAGCAGCAUCAAGUUAUUGGAGCGUUUCGGAAGCUAAUGACUUCCCGCAUUUAUUAAGGGCAUUUGGUACCGAUUGGUCUGCAAUUGCCAAGUAUAUGCAAUCUAAGACAACUGUCAUGGUCAAAAACUAUUAUGUGCGGCAGAAAGACUCAGGGAAACCCGAGUGGGAGGUAAUUGCUCAGGAGGCUGAUGCGAAGCGAGCCAGGGGUGAAAAGAGACCUGAUCCCCCUGUCCUCAGCAGUGGUGGCCGUGGUAGGAGGUUCGAAAGCACUGCGCCUGGCACAUCACGACCUAUCGCGGUUGCUCCUGGAGCAGUCGAACCUCACGUGGAUCUACCACAGCCCAAAGUUGAGCCUGCACCUCCUCAGCCAUUGCGGCAGCAGCAUAUCGCUACUUAUGGUGUGCCAAUUGCCCAGGCUCCGGCCCAGGCUCCCCUCGCGCAGCCUAACCAGAUCCCUCUUGCUGUACCAGCUCAUCCGGUGCCUCAAGGGACACAACAGGCCAUAUCUCCAAACGCCCGCUCCAUGCAUCAACAACUGCCACAUUUCGGCUUCCCGGAGAGAGAGCGCGAUCCCGCACAAUCUCAGCGAGUGCCGCUUCCGCAAAAGUCUUCUGUCAAUCAGGUUCCGGAGCUUCGAGAUCCACGCCCACUGUCUGUGGCACAGCCGCUUCAGCCAUCGCACCCUGAGGCUAUCGCUGAGCGUGAGCGCACUGCUCAGCUUGAGCGGAUGAAUGCGGAGAAGCGGUAUAGAGAGCAGCAAAUGCAGCAGCAGCAACAACAACAACAGCUCCACCACCAACAUCAACAUCAGCAUCACCAGCAACAGCAGCAGCAGCAGCAGCAGCAGCUCAUUCGAGAAAGAGAAAUGGAAAUGGAAAGGGAAAGAGAGAGAGACCUCCGACAAGCAGAACAACAGUCGAUGAGAAUGAAACAAGAGCCCGAGGCACCACUUCAGCACCGUUACGACCCUUACACCCAUCGCCAGCAGCUCAGCCAUGGCGGAGGCCCUCGCGAGCCCUUCUCACUGACAAGGGCGCCAUCUCAAGAGCCCUCGCGUUCUGUUGCUCCUCAAUCGUACCCUGCUCCUGUAUCGCAGCAGCCAAUGAGGCCAUUGCUUUCGGAACCUGUAGCAGUACAAUCACCGCCAUUGGCGCCUCCGUCUUCUCGACCGACUCAAACCCCUCAGCCAAGGAUGCCCUCAGGACCUCCGCAUGAGCCUUAUGGGGUAGCUGCACCACCACCGAAUGCUUCUUCCAUAUCUCCACACACGCCGGUACGGCCACCUGAACCUAGGAAGUCCAACAUUAUGUCUCUCUUGAACGAUGACCCUCCGCCCCCUAAGCGGGUUGCUGAGGUCACCAAGAGUCAUACGCCUGUACCGUCGUCGACACCGCCAUCUCAGGGUAUCGGCAGGCCGCCUCCGCCAGCAUCCGGGCUUCCACAGGGCGCCCCAGUUCGUCGGGAAACAGAUGCGCACUAUUCUCCCUACUCGCGGACGCCAUCUGGCGGAGCAUCAGCCAUGCCACCUCUCAAGCCUCCUUUUCCCGCCUCGUCGGCUUCCUCACAACAUAUGAGUGGACAUCGAAGCAUGCCAUCUGAUUCGGCUGUGGACAUUGAUUACUACCGAUCUCAUGGGUAUCCGCAGAGCCAUCCAGCGAGUGGAACGAAUUCUCCUCAAACAUCGCAUCGAUAUCCUCCACCUGCACAGCCAGCUCAAUCUCAAUACCAGUCUCAGACAGGCUAUCCUACAGCAUAUGGGGGAGCUUCUCAGCCGACGCAUAUUACCUCACCGCCGGCUCAGCCAUACGCAGUUCACUCGUCGUCUAGGAGCCGCGAGAUUCUUCCGAGCAGCCGCGACAAUGCUUGGCCAUCGUCUGGCCACCAAGCGCAGCCUUCUGAUGUUCGGCAACAAAGCAACAGCUGGCCAACUCAACCUCCGAAAGCAUCACAGGCUCCUCCACCGCACUCGCAGCAGGCUUGGGGAUCUCAGCAUCCCUCAACAAAGCCAGGAACUCCGGGACCAACAUGGUCAGCGGCACCACCACCGCAACAGCAUCUGAGAGACGAACGCGGACCUCCUUCAAUAUACGGACAAGGUGCUUCUGGAUUGCCGCAGCAGCACGGAAUGCAGUCUAGGUACCCACCAGCUACUCGAGAACCGCUGCCCUCCGCUCCCCAGCCAUACUCGCGAUAUGCAUCAACGCCGGGCCCGCCGCCUCCGCGAGAUCCAAGAGAACCUCCGCCGGGCCGAAGCUACACCCCUAGUGUCUAUGAUACACGAGGGCCACCACCUGCGCAGUCACAAAUGCAUGGCUAUCCAGCGCCAGAUCCAAGAGACAUGCAGCUUCGGGACGCAAGAGACCCGAGAGAUCAUAGAGAUCCAAGGGACCAGAGGGAUCCAAGAGAUCCGAGAGACGUGCGUGAUAUGAUGAACAGAGGUUAUGACCGGCCGCCGCCAGACAGCAGAUAUGGGCGAUGAGCAUGUUCUUUUUUUUUUUUUUUUGAAGAGUCAAUGAGAGGU